Marchantia polymorpha subsp. ruderalis is the source of this 2191-nucleotide messenger RNA. The record is from the annotation of a GenBank genome assembly. Lineage: Eukaryota; Viridiplantae; Streptophyta; Marchantiopsida; Marchantiales; Marchantiaceae.
UCGAGGGCAGGGGGAGAGGGAGGGGCGAGGGCGUGGGGGAGAGUCUAGAAAGUGCAGAGAGCAGUGACUGUUGUCGAUUGGGCUACAGUUCGUGCGCAGUCAUUGCGCUAAUCCUGAUUCAUUUCUCGUGAGCGUGCACGACUCGAGCAAGACCCGAGCAGACCAGAUUCUUUCAGUUGUUGCUCCCGAACCCCAUCCUGGUGUCAGUGGGUUUUCCUCCUUCGCUGCUGCGGCUGUGGCUUGCUGCUGGUGCUAUUACUACUUCAAAGCCUCGGCGAUGGUGAUGCAAAGUCUGACCACCCCUCUGGUCUCGUCGUCCUGCGUUGUCCCCACCUCUGCUUCUCUUCGCUCUCCGUCUCCUUCUUUCUCUGCUUCUGUUUUCUCUCAGAAGGCAUCCAGGGCGUUGAGUUUUGGGAGCUCAGGCUUGUUGAAUUCUGGAGCUGUUGAGGCUUCCGCAAGACCGAGUGUUGGUUUGCCUAGCGGAGGCAGAAUUAGUACCAUGGCUUCUCAAACUACUGUCCAGAAGAUGGAUCAGGAUUCCCCUGUAUCGGAAGCGGUUGUCGACGAGCCUGUCCAGAUCAAAUUACGAUCGCUGAAGUUGUCGGACUUAGGUCCAUCUGAAAUUAGAGGUCUUCAGGCGCGACCUCGCAUCGACUUCACUAACAUCCAGAACAUAGUUGGACCUAUCGUCGAAGACGUCAGAUCUCGUGGAGAUGAGGCUGUGAAAGAGUACACCGUGAAGUUUGACAAAGUUACCUUGGAGAAUAUAGUAGAGCUUGUAGCCGAUCUGCCAGACCCAGAGCUAGAUCCCGAGGUGAAGGCUGCCUUUGAUGUGGCAUACGCAAACAUAAAAACGUUUCAUGCUGCUCAGAAGAAAUCUCAAUCGAUGGAAGUGGAGACUAUGCCAGGAGUAAGGUGUAAACGCGUUGCGAGGGCUAUAAGCAACGUCGGUCUUUAUGUUCCGGGAGGGACAGCAGUGCUUCCAUCGACUGCUCUCAUGCUCGCAGUGCCUGCUCAGAUUGCUGGUUGUAGGACGGUAGUCGUUGCAACUCCACCUCGACCAGAUGGCUCAAUUUGCCCUGAAGUUUUGUACUGCGCCAAGAAGGCAGGUGCAACUCACAUUCUCAAGGCUGGCGGAGCUCAGGCAGUUGCAGCAAUGGCUUGGGGCACGGAUACAUGCCCUAAGGUUGACAAGAUUUUGGGUCCUGGAAAUCAGUAUGUAACUGCAGCGAAAAUGCUAUUGCAGAACAGUGAAGCUAUGGUGUCAAUUGACAUGCCAGCGGGUCCAUCAGAGGUGUUGGUGAUCGCCGACAAGUAUGCCAGCCCUGCGCACAUUGCGGCUGAUCUUUUGUCUCAGGCCGAGCACGGACCUGACAGCCAGGUGGUCUUCGUAGCGGUCGGUGAUGACGUAGACGUAGAGGCGAUUGAAGCUGAAGUAGAGGCACAGUGCAAUGCGUUACCCAGAGGAAGCAUUGCGGCCAAAGCUCUGCAAAAUAGCUUCACUCUCAUCGUUUCUACAAAAGCUGAGGCAUGCGCGUUUUCUAACUUAUACGCCCCGGAGCACUUAAUUGUCAACGUAGAAAAUGCCGCCAGCUGGUUAGACAGUAUCGAUAACGCAGGGUCUGUAUUUCUGGGAAGAUGGACUCCCGAAAGUGUGGGUGAUUACGCUAGUGGUACCAACCAUGUGUUGCCAACCUAUGGGUACGCUCGUAUGUACGGUGGUGUCUCAUUGGAUUCUUUCGUUAAGUACAUGACCGUUCAAUCUCUUAGUUCCGAGGGCCUUCUAGCUCUAGGGCCUUCAGUCGCCAAAAUGGCAGAGGUUGAGGGCUUGGACGCCCAUGCGAGGGCUGUCACCCUACGUUUGAAAGACCUGAAGGCACAGAAGUAGCUAAUUGUCGAAGCCCUUUAGUGGGAUCUUAAAUUUGGUCUACGUACUCCGAAGGAGUAUGCAAAUUUUGUCUGUAUGAGUAAUUACUCUAUCCUUUGGAGAUUGUUAGUGUCACUUUAAGGUUGCGUUAUCUGUGCAUUCAAUGAACUCUCCAUCCUCUCGAAGAGGCUUGUAAUAUUUCAAAUAUUGAACUCAUUUCUUCCUGCUCUGUCAUUGAGAAGCAGAUUUUUAACAUGUCGAUCGCCGUUCUCUACAGAAACGCCUCAUAUUUUACGUGGGUAUUGCAAAUGUACUAUCCUAUUU